UUUUCAUUGGGCGGAGGAGCUGCCAGUCAACACCACCCGGAAGCCAGCGUCCCUGCUGUUGUCUGCUGCAGUGAUUGGGUAGUCACAGCAACUCCUGUCCUCGUGAGGUUCUUGCUGUUUUGGUUGUUUGAGGUGCAGUCUGGAAGGCUCGCCUCCGCUUGGCUAAAAGAUGUCAGAGACGGGCGUCGAGACUCCGGCGCUGGAGCCGUUUCAUGUAGGCCAGUGUCCACCCGUCGCUUAUUAUAUCCCAGAUUUCAUUACUGAGGCUGAGGAAGCGCAUCUUUUGCAACAGGUUUAUGGUGCCCCUAAGCCAAAGUGGACUCAGCUUUCUGGGAGGAGGUUGCAGAACUGGGGGGGGCUGCCGCACCCGAAGGGGAUGGUGUCGGAGAAGCUGCCCCCAUGGCUUCAGGCUUAUACCGACAAAGUGUCCUCUCUCGGCGUCUUUGGAGGGAAGCUGGCCAAUCACGUCCUGGUGAACGAGUACCGCCCCGGUGAGGGGAUCAUGCCUCACGAGGAUGGCCCGCUAUACUUCCCGACGGUCACCACCAUCAAUCUAGGGUCUCACACCCUUCUGGAUUUCUACCAUCCUGUCAGCAGAGGGCAGCAGACGGAAGGUGGACAGGGACUCGCUUCCCAGACCGAGGAAGAGCGCCACUUCCUCUCCUUGCUCCUGAAGCCCCGCAGCCUCUUGGUCUUGCGGGAAGACAUGUACCUACAUUACCUGCACGGAAUCCGCUUUGUCACAGAAGACACCGUCAUGGAGAAAGUGGCCAACUUGGAUGCGUGCGGCUCUGAGCUCGGGGACAUGUUGUGUCGAGGGACACGGGUUUCGCUCACCAUCCGACACGUCCCCAAAGUGCUCAAAACGUCCAUUGUUCUGGGCAGGAGAAAGUGACUCUUUGAGAGGCCUUGGGAGAGGCUCACGGGACAGGAAGUCCCUCCUCUGUGGGAAAGAAUUCCCUACAUGUAGAAAACAAGCUUCUCAAGGCAAACUUUCCUUCCCUGAAAUGCUAAUUUUCUGUGUUCAGGGGACUGGGGGAUAUGAGUGGAAGGGAUUUCCAUGACUUGAGCCCCCUCGCCUGUUGGCUGAAAUCACACAGCCCAAGCAAAAGUUUGUCUCUUCACCUGUGAGAAAGAAGCAGAAGGGAGCGAUUGUGAAACGCCAGUUCAUGGGAGAGCAGCUGUAAGCAACUGCAUAUCUGUAUGAAUUAAUUAUAAAGAACUAGCAAACUCAGGAGACAGGAAUAGAAGGCCUCAGAGGCAAGGAGGUGGCCUACUCCAUUGCAUCUUCCAGUCACCAGUGCGGCCUAGUGGUUGGAGCAGGAAAACAAACAUCGGCGCUUGUCUUCCCAGCAAGGAGAAUUGGGAAAUCUGCCUUCUACGGUUCUCUCCCAAGGAAAGCAACGACUGAGGAACUUGAGGGUGUCUUUCCAUCAGGGGGAGGAGUCAGAGGUGGGGGGCGACCUCAGGAAACCAGGGUGUUUAUUUCUUUAUCACAGGAAUGCCUUCUGAUGGAGAAACUGGACGUUAUUCUCAGGACUAUGUCCCAGUGACUGGUUUUCACACUUGGCCUUUCUCCGUGUGGCUUCCAAUUUGCAAACAUCAUCUCUUUGCAGUG
This is a messenger RNA of Heteronotia binoei (common prickly gecko), 1618 nucleotides long. RefSeq names its product alkB homolog 6 (gene ALKBH6). The transcript is spliced from 7 exons. The coding region runs from base 170 to 895 and encodes 241 amino acids. Lineage: Eukaryota; Metazoa; Chordata; Lepidosauria; Squamata; Gekkonidae. The record is from RefSeq and is a predicted model, not a curated record.